This is a messenger RNA of Phlebotomus argentipes, 1269 nucleotides long. Its product is annotated as L-dopachrome tautomerase yellow-f2-like. Gene Ontology annotation, cellular component: extracellular region. NCBI's taxonomy places the organism in Eukaryota, Metazoa, Arthropoda, Insecta, Diptera, Psychodidae. Bases 1 to 1269 code for a protein of 422 amino acids. The record is from RefSeq and is a predicted model, not a curated record. The transcript has a single exon.
AUGGUUGUGGUCAUUGUUAGAAUCAGACCAGGAGUUCCAACGUCUUUGGCUGCAUUUUGUGCCAGUGAUUAUUCGGAAGGAUCGAGCCCCAAAAUCUGGGGUUUCCCCAAUUAUGAAAUAAAUGCUCUAAGGGACUCAGAUUUCAUUGGUGGGCCAGACGAAGAGGGCAGAAAAUUCCAUUCAAAACCUAACAAAUAUCAUCAUGGACAGUCUUAUUACACUAACUAUGGAGGCAACUAUCAAAACUAUCACCAUGGGCACUACCAAUCGAGUCAUCAGCAGGUUCAAGUGCCAAUUUAUCAAUCUCCAAUUACAAAACCACCGCCACCGCAAGAAUCAACGGACAGAAUCAUUUCAGUCUGUUAUCUCACGAUGGACGAGAAAUGCAACAGAUUGUUCACAAUGGACAACGGACAUCUCUAUUACUACCACAACACCACUUAUCUUAUUAAGAAUCCUACAUUGACAGUCAUUGGAAUUCCCUCAAACGGAUGCAAAACUAGAAACUUCCCCAUUAUACGUCUUGCAGAGUUCCCAGACAGUAUUGCCGCCAGAGGUUCCUAUGGAUUUAUGGUGUCAACUCUCGACUACCAAGAAAGCGGCUCAUGCGAUGAUCUCUUCGUGUACAUAGCGAAUGCCUUCUCCAGUUAUCUUACAGUGUAUGAUUAUAAGAAUGAUGAUUUUUGGUAUUUCGACCACGAAACUUUCUUUCCAGUCAUAGCAGAAUCGCAUUUUGUAUUUGACAGAACGUAUUACUAUGAUUUGCCUUUAGGAAUGUAUUCUAUUGCUCUUGGAUAUGCCGACAAAUACGGAGAUCGUACAGCUUAUUAUACGACUGUAGCAAGCACAGCGCAAUAUAAAGUAUCUACGAGAGUUCUGAAGGACAGAAGAAGAUCUCCGACGAAUUACAAUAACGAUGACUUCAGUAUCAUGGGCCAUCGAGGAUGCGGACAUGAGAGUUGCAGAACUGCAAUUGAUUAUGCUCACGGAGUUAUGUUCUAUGCUGAAGUCCAAUCAAAUCAAAUUCGUUGCUGGAAAAUCAACAAACCUCUAAAUCCCGACAAUGUCGAUGUAGUUUAUGAGUCUGAUGAUUUGCUCUACGGCAUAAAUAUUUUUAUAGACUCUUGGGGAUAUCUCUGGUUUCAUACUUGCUACAUUCCCAUUCUUUUCACCAGCGAUGAACCAUUGAACCUGCAAAACAUUAAUUCCAGAACCUUCCGGAUGAGAGUCACCGAUGCCAUUCGAGGAACCAUCUGCGAAGAUGAAUAA